AUGUCCGCUUCUGUCUCUUCGGGGUCUGAAAAGAACAAUUAUAUUAUCGGAGCCCAAGAGGUGAAAAAUAAGGUUGAUGUGGUUACAUCAUUAAGAACCAUAACGUCAAGAAGGGUCGGUGAUGUUAAUUACAUUAAUGCUAAGGCGGCACAUGAUGACACAGAAUUGUUGGCUGAAAUUGGGUAUAAGCAAGAGUUGCAAAGGCAUUUUUCGAAGAUUCAAGUGUUCGGUGUUGCAUUCUCUAUUAUGGGUCUAUUGCCAUCCAUUGCAUCUGUAUUAAGUCUUGCCUUGCCUGGUGGCUCUGUAUCUCUUGUUUGGGGUUGGGGUAUCGCAGGUGCAUUCGUCUUAACCAAUGGUCUUGCCAUGUCAGAGUUAGCAUCUGCCAUUCCAACUUCCGGUGGUCUUUAUUAUUACACCUAUUAUUACGCUCCUCCAAAGGUUAAAAAUCUACUUUCUUUUGUUGUUGGUAACUCUAAUUCGCUAGCAUUAAUUGCUGGUCUUUGUUCCAUCAAUUAUGGUUUAGCAGGAGAAAUACUAUCCAUCGUUGUUGUUGGCAGCGACGGUAAUUUUAACAUCACAAACGCAAGCACAUAUGGUGUCUACGCGGCAUGUAUUGUAGCUACUGCGGUUGUCACUUCCGUUGCCACUGUUGCAGUCUCAAAGUUGCAAACAUUCUCCAUUGUGUCCAAUUUACUGUUGAUUUGCAUUUUCUUCGUUGCCCUUCCAGUUGGUGUCGCCAGAUCGAACCACAUGGAAUUCAAUGACGCUAAAUAUAUAUUUGGUAACUUCCAAAACUUGUCGGACUGGAAUGAUGGAUGGCAAUUCAUGUCAGCUGGCUUCCAACCGCUUAUUUGGGUUAUUGGUGGUUUUGACUCCUGUAUUCAUAUGUCCGAGGAAGCCAAAAAUGCCACAGCUUCAGUUCCAUUCGGUAUCAUUGGAUCCAUCAGUGUAUGUUGGGUUUUGGGCUUCUUUAUAUGUAUUGUUAUUGCUGCCUGCUCCUCACAAGACGUCGCUGCUAUUGUAGAAACUAAAUUUCACCAACCUUUGGCUCAAAUUCUAUUUGACGCCUUAGGCAAAAGAUGGACCAUUGCUAUCAUGGUCCUUAUUGCCUUCUGCCAAUUUUUGAUGGCAGCUUCUAUCUUAACUGCUAUCUCCAGACAAAUUUGGGCUUUUGCCCGUGAUGAUGGAUUACCGUUCUCUUCCUGGAUCAAAGUCGUCAAUAUCAAGCUAUCGUCUCCAUUGAGAGCAACCUGGGUCGGCGCUGGUGCCGCUUUGGCCAUUGGUUGUUUGUGCUUGAUUGGCCCAGUAGCAUCUUCAGCAUUAUUCUCCUUGGCUGUUUCUGCGAACUACUUUUCCUGGAUGGUUCCAAACUUGUUGAGAAUGACUUAUGGGAAAGAUGUAUUCACCCCGGGUGCUUUUUUCAUGGGGAAGUAUCUUUCUCCAGUGGUAAAUUGGAUUUCUAUCGUAUUUGAAAUUUUCAUGAUAUUAUUAGUUUUCUUCCCAGCGGAUCAGCACGGCAUCACCCCAGACACGAUGAACUACAGUGUAGUUUUCAUUGGCGCAGUAUGGGUCUUGCCUACGAUUUACUAUCUCGUUUACAAGUACAAGUUCUAUAGUGGUCCAAAAUCAAACUUGACAGACGAAGAAUAUGAGGAGAAGGUCGGUCAAGACGUUCUUGACGCUAUCUUAUCCAAACACCAGGACUAA
Molecule: messenger RNA, 1707 nt
Organism: Kluyveromyces lactis
Lineage: Eukaryota; Fungi; Ascomycota; Saccharomycetes; Saccharomycetales; Saccharomycetaceae
Exons: 1
Coding region: 1-1707 (568 amino acids)
Biological process (GO): transmembrane transport
Cellular component (GO): membrane
Molecular function (GO): transmembrane transporter activity
Source: RefSeq, a predicted model, not a curated record